Molecule: messenger RNA, 1683 nt
Organism: Colletotrichum destructivum
Lineage: Eukaryota; Fungi; Ascomycota; Sordariomycetes; Glomerellales; Glomerellaceae
Product: Putative hexokinase, ATPase, nucleotide binding domain-containing protein
Exons: 2
Coding region: 1-1683 (560 amino acids)
Biological process (GO): intracellular glucose homeostasis; glucose metabolic process; glucose 6-phosphate metabolic process
Cellular component (GO): cytosol; mitochondrion
Molecular function (GO): fructokinase activity; ATP binding; D-glucose binding
Source: RefSeq, a predicted model, not a curated record
AUGUCUGUUACCGAUUUCGACAAAGACCGGGCCUCAGGAUUAUUAGCCCAAGCCCGGAGAAUCGCCCAUGACUUUGACUUCCCAGCUGAGGACGUCCGACGCGCAACACUGCACUUCUUGAGGCAGCUUAAUGAGGGACUCCAGCAAGAUGGCACCUCACUAUGUCAGAUACCAUCUUUUGUGACGAACCUCCCCAAUGGCUCUGAGAAGGGAGUCUGUAUGGCCAUCGACCUCGGUGGGACCAACCUGCGAGUGUGCUCCGUCAACUUGAACGGGGAUUCUACAUACUCUCUCACCCAGUCCAAGGCGGUUAUCCCAAGACAUCUCAUGACCGCACCUACCUACAGAGAUCUGUUCAGGUUUAUUGCCUUACAGACCAAGGCAUUCUUGGCGGAACACCAUCCCUCAGACUUGGAGGCAUGGUCCCGUGUGCUGAAGGAGGGCAGUGUCACGGAUGAGGAACGACAGAAGCACUGUAAAAGCCUGGGCUUCACCUUCAGUUUCACAUUCGACCAACACGCCAUCAACAAGGGAACGCUGCUCUACUGGACAAAGUCGUUCGACAUCGCCGACGCGGUGGGCCGCGACCCCUGCGCGAUGCUGCAAGAAGCCCUCGACGAACAGCAGCUGCCGCUGCUGGUCACCGCUCUCGCGAACGACACCGUCGGCACCCUGGCGGCCCGGGCCUACACGUCACCGGGGCGGUCCGGCAACGUCGUCGGCGCGAUCUUCGGCACAGGAACCAAUGGCGCGUACAUGGAGCGCGUCUCCCGCAUCACGAAACUGCACUCCAGAAAGGAGUUCCGCAACUCGGGGCCGGGUGCGGUGAUGGCGCUGAACACGGAGUGGGGCGGCUUCGACAGCAAGCUCGAGGUGCUGCCGACGACAAAGUAUGACCGUGAGCUGGAUCGGGACUCUGUCAACCCGGACGACCAGCACUUCGAGAAGAGAGUGUCUGGCAUGUAUCUGGGCGAGAUACUGAGGCGGAUUCUCCUGGACUUGAUCCAAUCACGUCCGAGUCUUUUCGAACUCAAGAUCUCCGAAACUUCUCUGAUUCACGUGCCCGACAGCAUCGACAGCUCACUCCUGUCUUCGGUUGUGAAGGACGAGACACUGGAUCUGGAGCACGCACGGCACGAAAUAGCAAGAGUCCUCGGCGCAGCCCAUGUAUCAACAGGCGACGCAAGAGCAAUCAAGAUUUUGUCCGAAGCCAUUGGUCGGCGGUCGGCAAGGCUGUCCUCUGUCGCCAUUGCCGGAGUGGCCCUUCAGUCCGGCGCCCUUGGGCCAAGAGCAGUUGAACAGCCUCUCGCACCGUCGUGGAACCUGGGCAUCAACAUUCUGACGCCCAUUCUCUACGGUGUCCAGAGUCUCUGGAAACUCCUUGCGAGCUGGCUUCAUGUCAAGAUCCGAGUCACCGUUCCCAAAGGGGUAAACGCGAGCUCUUUUGGCAACUCGGGGGAUCUACGUCCUACAGGGUUCAUUGGCGAGGGCGAGGUUGUCGACAUCGGCGUCGAUGGAUCCUUGAUCGAGCAUUUCCCCGACUUCGAGCUGCAUAUUCGAGAGGCUCUGAGAGGGAUCCCCGAGCUUGGCGGACGUGGAGAUGAGAUGAUCAGAAUAGGGAUGGCCAGAGAUGGGAGCGGCGUCGGGGCUGCGCUGAUUGCAUGGGCGGCGAGAUCGCAGUGA